Molecule: messenger RNA, 1942 nt
Organism: Planococcus citri (citrus mealybug)
Lineage: Eukaryota; Metazoa; Arthropoda; Insecta; Hemiptera; Pseudococcidae
Product: histone-lysine N-methyltransferase SUV39H2-like
Exons: 2
Coding region: 376-1644 (422 amino acids)
Cellular component (GO): nucleus
Molecular function (GO): zinc ion binding; protein binding; histone H3K9 methyltransferase activity
Source: RefSeq, a predicted model, not a curated record
CUACAGUUCACACAGAUAGGUACCAUUGUGUGUGAAUAACUCGAUCAAGAUAGCUAUGAACAUGUGUUAUCAUUUAUCAAACUACAGAUGCAUUAUUUGACGGGUUCAUGUGUUUCUCUCGUUAGACUAACGAUGGUGCUAAAUUCAGUUUGGUGUUCAUUCAGAUUAUCACUCGAUUUAGAAACACUUGUUAUUUCAUUUAAAAAAUUUUACGCUCGGAUUCGCUGCUUGUAAAAAUGUCGCGAAAUUGUAUUGGUAGUUCGCGAAUGUGUGUGAUUUUUCGAAUACAAUUUUAAAUCGAGCUGGACGCCGAUUCCUUUGGUGAUUUUGAUAUCACCGAGUAAAUUCUUCGAGCCAUAUUUCCAAUCAGACAGAAUGUCUUCAACUCGUGUGGAAAUCGAUGAAAUUAUCGACGAUAAGAUCGAUCAAAACAAAACGCUAUUCCAUGUCCGUUUGAAAAAACCACCUGUAGAAUUUUGGCUACCGUACGAUAAAAUACCAUCGGCAGAUUUGAUCGUAAAGUAUGUUGUACGUUUGAUUCCAAGUUUACCUUCUGGACAGGGCGAAGUGGAUCGCAGUUUAGAUAGAAUCCACGAUAUACUAAAGAAACCUGUGAAAAACGAAUUGAAUGAUUUAGUCAAGACAUUCAGAACGUUACGCGGACUCGAGUUGCCUUACUCAAAAUACUACAAAGUUAUCGAACGUUUACAAAAAAUGAUACAAGAACGCGAUACCGAUUACGAAAAAAUCGCGUGCGUUAGACGCGAUAUUCUGGUAGAAGAAAUCAUAGAAAAAAGGAAACUACAGCUGGAAAGCUUAAAAAGGACCGAAAUGCAAAUUAAUGUCAUCAGCGAUCACAAGAAACCGAUUAAGGUGGUCAACGAUUACGAUUUAGAAGAAUUUCCGUCCUCACUGAGGUACAUUAAUAAACAAAUCGUUACUUCGUGCGAAAAAAACUUGGAAAAGGUGAUGGUCGGAUGCGAAUGCAAAAGCAGCGAAGAUUGUCGACUAUCGUCGUGUUCGCAUUACGACUACGAAAAAGCGUUGUAUCUGUCUUUGACCACUACAAAGAAAGUCGCCGGUGGAAAGCUAUCCAAUCGUGUGGUUGUGCCUUAUGACGAAAAAGGAAAAUCCUUGAAACGGUAUCCCAAAUUCGAAUGCAAUGAUCUUUGCAAAUGCGACGCGAGUUGUCCCCGAAGAGUUGUACAAAAAGGAUCGAAUGUUAAACUCGAGAUUUUUCGAACUUUCAGCGGAUAUGGUUGGGGAGUUCGUACGUUGGAAGCCAUAGAAAAAGGCACUUUUGUAUGUAGGUACGCCGGCGAGAUUCUCUUAUGGGAAGAAGCUAACAAACGAACCUGUCACGAGUAUUUGUUCGAUAUAAUAUUCGGUAUCGAUCCGGAUAUUGGUCAUCCUAAGUAUACAGUCGACGCUUACAGAUAUGGAAACAUUUCCAGAUUCGUGAACCAUAAUUGUAAACCUAAUUUGAGCGUCGAGGUUGUAUAUAUUGAGAAUAUUUCCCUCGGCUUGGGCGAAAUUUGCUUUUUUGCUGCGCAAGAUAUUCCUGCCAAUGUAGAAUUGAGUAUAAAUUACAAAGAUCUCAUAAUGAGGCAUCAUCAAACUUGUAAAUGUUCCACGUGUGUUUAAUAUCGAUUCGAUUAUAACUAUGUAAUGUAUUGGGACUUUUAAAGUGGAUAUCGAUUUGAAAAAUUCGAUUGGAAACAAACGACUUUUUUGAUUAUCUGUGAUUUGUGUGUUUUAUUAUCAAGUAAUUAUCAAUUUUUUUAGGGCCGAGUAUUGUUUUAACGUAAAAAAAAAGAUUUUAUGUAUGUAGAUUUCAAAAGAAAUUUUUUUCGAAUGUGUUAUCGAUGUAUCAAUUAUCAAUUACAAUUUUUUGUGAAUUAUUGGGUAUAAUAUAAUUGACUUUGUUUAUUCUUUUAAUGGG